AUGAGUUUUCUUUCAAAUAAUAAUGCUAUUGCCGAGAUUGAUCCAUGGAGGAUAGAUAAUCCUGAACCAAUAAACCGAUCCUUUACAAAUUUGUAUGUGGAAGAGCAAGAUCGCAUUGAGAAUUUGACACAAAGAAUCUUUGGUACUUCAAAUUCAAAUACAAGAUCUGAGACUUCAAUAUCACCCUCCCCUUUAAUAGUAAGUAAUCAAGAAGAUCCAAUAUUUGAAAAUAAUUUAAAAAAGGAUAUAGCUAAUAAUAAUGAAGAAACUGCUUGGAUUCAACAACAAGGCUCCUCUUCUAUAAUGGCUAAUAACACAAACAAUGGGAUUGCUGAUGAUCCUCAAGUAAAUAUAUGGAGUAAUUCUGUUAUCUUAGGUAGACAAAAUAUAGUGGAUAACAAAUUGCAGCCAAAGAUAAAUCCCCAAGAACAACAAAUUUCUGAUAAUGAUUUACAAGACUGGAUGAAAUCAAUUAGAGAUACAUUUACUCCACUUUCUCCUAACAUAAUAAAUAUUGAGGAGAUUCCAGAAAGAGAAGGUUUGUUAUUUAAACAUACUAAUUAUAAUAUUAUUAGGUUAAAGCGAUUACCAAAUGAGGGCAGUGUGGUUGGUGCCUCCUCCGAAUCUUCUAUGAGUGUAGUUAGGAGAUAUUCUGACUUUGUUUGGCUACAGGAGGUUUUAUUGAAAAGAUAUCCAUUUAGAUUAAUUCCCGAAUUGCCACCUAAAAAGAUUGGUUCACAAAAUUUAGAUCCAAUAUGCCUUAAUAAAAGACGGGUUGGAUUGACCCGAUUUAUUAAUUUUAUUGUAAAUCAUCCAAUUUUGAGCAAAGAUGAUCUGUUACUAACCUUCUUAACAGUACCAACUGAUAUAUCUACUUGGAGACGGCAAACCAAAGAAAAUUAUGACACCAGUGAUGAAUUUAUGGACAAAAAAAUAUCAAUAAGUUUUAUGAAAUUAUGGUCGAGUAAUAUAUCGGAACAAUGGAAUGAUGUAGCUAGUAAUAUAACAAAGAUUAUUGAUAUAUGGAAUAAAAUUACAAUAGUUAUACAAAGGCAUGAAACACGAUUGAAUCAAAUAAAUCACGAAAAUGUAUUGUUGAAAAGUUUUAUAACAGACCUUGCACAUAUGACAUCCGUCUUAUAUCCAAUUGAAAAUAUUGCCAACUGUGAUACUUUACCUGAAAUAAAUAAUGAUUUAUCCAUCAUUAAUCAUCAUAUCGAUGAAAUUAAUACAUUAAAUACAAGGGCAAUUAAUGAUUAUUCUACAGAUAUUGUUCCAAAAUUGAAGAAAUUUAUUGAUCUCUUAAUAUCAUUAAAAAAUCUAUUUGACAGAUAUAAGAUUAUGGCAACUAAUAAUAUACCUCAAUUGCAAAGACAUGUGCAAUUAAAUUUGGAAAAAUUGGAAUCUAUGAAGGGUAAACCUGAUGUUAGUGGUGCUGAAUAUGAUAAAAUAAAAGCAUCUAUUAAUAGGGAUAGAAGAUCUAUUUCUAAACAAAUAAAUAGAGCUUGGUUAAUUAGGGAAUGUAUAUUGCAUGAGUUUACUAUAUUUCAAGAGUCUCAAUUUAUGAUAAGUGAUCUGUUUAAAAGUUGGGUUAAAUUGAAUUCAAGUUAUUCAGAGUUAAGUAUGAAUCAAUGGGAAAAACUGAGUAGUCAAAUAGAUGAUAUACCAAUCGGAAGAGAGUAG
Molecule: messenger RNA, 1683 nt
Organism: Arxiozyma heterogenica
Lineage: Eukaryota; Fungi; Ascomycota; Saccharomycetes; Saccharomycetales; Saccharomycetaceae
Gene: MVP1
Product: Mvp1p
Exons: 1
Coding region: 1-1683 (560 amino acids)
Biological process (GO): retrograde transport, endosome to Golgi; protein targeting to vacuole
Cellular component (GO): endosome
Molecular function (GO): phosphatidylinositol-3-phosphate binding
Source: RefSeq, a predicted model, not a curated record